Molecule: messenger RNA, 4293 nt
Organism: Folsomia candida
Lineage: Eukaryota; Metazoa; Arthropoda; Collembola; Entomobryomorpha; Isotomidae
Product: probable 3',5'-cyclic phosphodiesterase pde-5
Exons: 29
Biological process (GO): negative regulation of receptor guanylyl cyclase signaling pathway; signal transduction
Molecular function (GO): protein binding; 3',5'-cGMP-stimulated cyclic-nucleotide phosphodiesterase activity
Source: RefSeq, a predicted model, not a curated record
AGUGUUGGAGGGGGCGGACGUGGUGGGGGUGGUCCGAACACGGCCGGACUUGGCAUAGGAAACAGGAGACUUCCUCCACUCGUGAUUCCUGGAAGUUUAGGAGUUGCCCUCAAUUCAGGUGACGAAAGGAAUCGGAGUCGUCGCCUGCUCAGUCCCUGCAGCGACGGCAAGAGUCCAACACCCACCCCGAGCAGGAUCCCAUCUCCGACGCAUCGCCGCUCGUCGACCAACAGUGUGGGCGGAUACUUCAGCAGUGGGGGUGGUGGUUAUGGUAGUUUGGUCAAGCCGCCAGGGUCAGCCUCCGUCCCCGCGUCCCCAACUUCGUGUUCAACCCCGUCGCGGUAUCAUCGAUCCUGCUGCAUCCCAAACUCGACCAGCCUGCCGUCCGCAUUUCCACACGUGCGACCGUUGGUGGGGGGCAGCAGCACGGGAUCAAUGUCGAGGUCGAGAUCAAGAUCGAGAAGUCCGUAUCGUGGAGCUAACUCGAGGGAUCGGAUGGAUCAAGUCGAGGAAUUUUUGGUGGCUAAUCCCGACUUUUUGGAGUCAUAUGUGACCCGCAACGUGGACCAGGAGACGCUCGAGUGCUGGUUGAUAGAUCGGCAGAAGGUGGCCCACAGCAGGAAAAGUUCUCUUUCCCGGUGGAAAUAUGGAAGUGGUUCGGAUACUCGGAAAAAUAUGUUGCAAGAGCUGGCAAAGUCUUUACAACGAAAUUCUCAAGAAGGCAGUGUUAUGUGGGAGUUGGCGUUGUGCAUCUCAUCUGCCGUCUCAGCGGACAGUUUUACCCUCUAUUUAUGCAACAGGAAUACGGACGAGUUGCAGCGAUACGUGGCAAACAACAAUACCAACAACAGCAACAGUUCGUCGACGGAGAAGAUUGGGGUGGUGGAGCCGAGAAUAUAUUCCAUGUCGGAGGGAUUGACGAUGGCGAGCUACGCGGGACAAAGGCGUGGACCUAUAAGACUUUCACGGGCGGAGGCAGAAGCCCGAUUUCCUGAGGGACUCGGUGAAAAUCCAGAGUCCAGGAAUGCUCUGCAUAUCCUUUGUCAUCCGAUAAUCAGGGCGGAUGGUGAUCUCGCAGGGGUGGUAGAACUGCACAGAGUCAAUGUUGGGACGCCGUUUUAUACGGAGGAUGAAGAAGUGGUGAACAGCUACGUAAUUUGGGGAGGAAUUGCGCUGCAUUACGCGGAACUUAAUGCGGUGAUGAACAAACAAAAGAAACUUAAUGACUUUCUCUUAAACGUCGUAAAGUCAAUUUUUCAAGACAUGGUCUCAAUGGACACUCUUAUCAAGAAGGUGAUGAAUUAUGCUCAGAAACUCGUAGACGCCGAUAGAGCUUCCUUGUUCUUGCUGGAUAAUAAAAACAAAGAGCUUUACGCCCGUCUCUUUGACAUGGGUGGUGGCCAAGACUUGGUCUUGAAUCAGGACGCGAAUACGAAGGAACCUGCCAAAGAGAUUAGAUUCUCAAUCGGAACAGGAAUAGCUGGACAAGUUGCCGCAACAGGUCAAGUCCUAAACAUCUCUGAUGCGUAUGCCGAUGAGCGUUUCAAUCGGGCAGUUGAUCAGGUCACUGGGUAUCAUACCAAAAGUAUACUUUGUAUGCCAGUUUUCAUCCGUGCCACAGUUAUCGGGGUCGUCCAAAUGGUGAACAAGAGGUCGGGAGGUUUUACCAAAGAAGAUGAGGAAGCCUUUCAGACCUUCGCAGUUUACUGUGGUCUUGCCCUUCAUCACGCGAAACUGUACGACAAGAUUCGCCGAUCUGAGCAAAAGUUUAAGGUGGCAUUAGAAGUUCUCUCGUACCACAACACUUGCCACGACAAUGAAUUCAUUACGUUCAAAGCCCAUGGCGUUCCCUCAAAUGUCCUUGGACUGGAUGAUUAUUACUUUGUCUCCAUGUCCGUCGAUGAUAAUCUGAAAGUCCAUUACACGCUCUACAUGUUCAUCGAUCUCUUUGGGCUCAGCCGUUUCGACUCUGAUCACUUGUACAGGUUUGUCCUCACGGUUAGGAAGAACUAUCGGAGAGUGCCAUAUCACAACUGGACACACGGAUUUGCAGUUGCCAACUCGAUGUAUUGCAUCCUCAAAAAGAGUAAUGCAUUCCGACCUUUAGAGUGUUUGGCUCUCUUUGUGGGCUGCUUGUGCCACGAUUUGGAUCAUCGGGGACGAAGUAACAAGUUCAUGUUGGACUCUUCUUCUCCAUUGGCAUCAAUUUACACAACGUCCACCAUGGAGCAUCACCAUUUUAACCAAACGGUCACAAUUCUGCAGCAGGAGGGCCACAACAUAUUCUCAAAGUUGAGUUCGGAAGAGUACAAACAAGCUCUUGGAAACAUAAAGCAUUGCAUUUUAGCCACGGACUUGGCAUUGUUCUUCCCAAACAAGGCGAGACUUUUCGAUUUGGUUCAAAGGGAAGCCUUCUCCUGGACGGUUCCAGAUCACAGACUCCUUAUCGAAGCCAUAGCUAUGACCGCAGCGGAUCUGUGUGCAUCCACGAAGGCGUGGGAUGCACAGGUUGAAACUGUUCGAGUAAUUUUCGAAGAGUUUUAUGAACAAGGCGAUUUGGAGAAGCAAGCAGGGAGAACGCCCAUUCCAAUGAUGGAUCGAGAUAAAAAAGACGAACAAGCUGCGAGCCAGGAGAGAUUGAUGUUCAAGGUGGGAUUUCUUUCUGGCAUCUGCGUCCCCUGUUACUCCCUCUUGGAGAAACUUGUCCCCGAAUCGGAGCCCUUGCUGGCCGGGGUUCAACGCAACUUGGAGCGUUGGACGGAAAUCGCUGCGGAGAAGAAAGCCCUCCGAGAAGCCAGGGAGCUAAAAGAAGCCGAAGAACAGCAGGGAGCACAACCUGUUGUGGAAGCGGGAACGAAGGAAAAUGUGAAGGUGGAGGAAGUAGAGGAAAAAGCAGAACAAGAAAUUCCCACCGUUCUAAUUACCAAUGGACCGAGUACCCCUGACAUAUCUCCAAACUCUUCUCGGCCAGGGUCACGUUCUUCGCAAAAAGCACGAACACAAUCUUCCGAAGAAAAUCAAGAAGGUGGUGAUGACGAUGGUGGCGAUGCGCGAAAUGAUGAUUAUGAGGAUAACGGUGGUGGCGAUGAUGAUGAUGGCGACGGCGACGGCGAAAAAAGUGAGACCGGGAGUGAAAGUAAGAAGAAAGGAAUGACAACGCCUAGGACGUCGACCCCUGUACCUGUUAACGGCAAUUCUUCUAGCGAGAUAACCAACGGUGUUAAAAGCUAAGAGAGAACGAGUAGAUACUUAUUGCGCAUUGUAAUUUGUAAAAUUUUUAUGUGCGGUUGAUACAAAAAAUUAUUUAUGCCAUGACCGUUGUGGUGUAAUUACAAUUGCAUACAUUUAAAAUAAUAAUAAUAAUUAUUAUUAUAAUUGAAUAAUAAUAAUUAUUAUUAUUAUUCAUCCCGAAUUUUUUGUGCAGCUACAAAAUACAUAAAUGAUGCAUAAUAAUUGUGUGUGAUGCAAACGAGUAAAUGUAAUGUCGCUCGACAGAUGUAUUCCAUAUCUUCCAUUUUAUAGGUCAGGAAUUUUUUGCCAAUUUCUGACUUUCACUUUAAGCGGAAACGUGACAUUUCUGAGUUAGCGGAUCAUUAGGUUAGUUUCGUUUUAAGCACCCAGAUACAAAUUACUGUACGUAUGUGCACAUAUUUAAAAUAUAUGUAGAUGUUAAUUCUUUACAAUCACUUUACCCCGUCCAGCUUUUGAUCGUCAUCCUUAUCUUGCAUUAAGAAAGACGCAUAAUGUACAUUGCUGACCAGCAGGAUGAGUUUUGAAUGUGACAAAUAUUGUACAACUAUCUUGAAAAAGGUUUGAAAAGUUGGUGAUAAGUUAAAUAUUAAUAUGUAAAAUGAACUGAAUUUCAAGGAUAAAUAUGUAUGAGCACGUGUGACCAUUCAGCAUGGCACGAUAUUAGCACGUGCAUCAUUAUGACUUCAAAGUACGAACAAAUUAAAGUUUAUAUAGAUAGCAAACUAGACAAGUUUUACGGGUAUAUUGGAAAAUAUUAUUAUAGUUGAGAAAAGUAAUCUUCCUCACAAAAGCAACUUUUUAUUAUUAGUUGAUUCAACAAAGUCUAUUUCGAUUGUUCUCGGGUAUACCUCAAUUUAUGUAGUAACAUAGACACAUAAUUUCAACCUGAAUGAAAAUGUAUGUACGUAUGCAAAUUUAAUGGAAAUAUGAGGACAAAAUAUUUUAAAGGUAAUUACAAAAAAAACACUUCUACUUACAAUUUUAACUAUUUGAUGAUGCUAUUUAUGUUCAACAUUAAAGACUAUAUUAUGCCAAAUUGAA